AUCAUGAGGGCCAAGGGAGCAGUGUUAACCAAAGAGGACAGUGGCUGUUCCAGAGAGCAAGUAUGGAGUGACAGUGUAUUCUGGCUGAGUGCAAAGCUGUAUGAUAAGUUAUUGAAAUGGUAUAGUAACAACACUCCAUUAACCUCAGAACUUGAUGCCUAUGCACACUUCCUGCCAUGCCUUGGGUCUAGAAUGAAAAACGCAAAGCCCUCAGACUUCACAGAUUUUCGAGCCGAGAUGCUGCCUUUACUUCAGGACUGCAACUUCCAACUGGUCCUUCUUAGCAAGUCUAAGUUCUAUCAUCUUGGCACAAUGGAGGAAUAUCUGAUGCACUUCAACAUCUUGGAUGAGUUUUGCAGAGAAUUAGGAAUUGUGAAAAACACAAGUAACAUUCCUAAACCCUUCAUUGGAGGAGGUGAAAGCUCCAGUAAAGAUGUCAGUAUUCAUAAAGAAAUAACUGUUGAAACCUAUUUUUCUGAUGCAACUCUUGGGAUAAUAGUUCUACAGGACAAAGCUCAGGUUGUCAUUGAAAACUGCCUUAUAGAUGUUCCAUUACAAAUUGAGGGGCACACAAUCAUUAGUAACUGCACCUUGAAAAAGUGCCCCAGUGUGAGAUUUCUCCAUGACAAGAUCAGUUUAUUCCAGGGUUUCUUGUAUCAUACUGUUCCUGUUACUUAUGAGAACCAAAACCUAUAUGUAACCAUUGCUUUUGAUGUAGAUUGCAACAUGAAGAAAACAUCAAAGAAUUUGUCAGGGAUUGAGCUGUAUGGAACUACCCUCAGUGAUGUGAUUUGUUAUCUUGGUUAUAAAGCAGAAGAUGUGAUAUCAAAAAAUGCAGCAGUCAUAUCUCUUUGGACAGCAAAAAUAUUUGUGGCAAAACCUACAGCUGCUGAGAGCUUUUGGUGGACCCACUACAAUGUGAAUCUGGUGCUGAACAAGCUGCAAGGUACACCAAAGCAAACAGAAUUAGAUGGUGGUAACAGUCCGAUGUUACUUAGUAUGUAUGAUAUUACUUUACAUAAGAACCUAGAAAUUUUAUUGAAGGACCGAGAACAUCUUAGCAGCCUUUUGAAAGAAUAGAUUUGUAGAUGGCUAGACUUAGUUUUAAUAGUUAUGAACAGAUACUGAUUUAUUUUGUGAGUUUAUUGCAUUUGUUGCAGUGUGAAUGGUGGGAACAAGUAAAUCUCAAGAGUGUUGUGAAAACUAUAAAGGAUUUUUAAAUAUUUUAUUUCUUGAUAUAUAAUGUAAAUGUAUUGGUUGUAUAACUUGACAUUAUGUUACUUCAUUGAAAGACCAAGUUAUUGUUUAUUAAACUACAAUAAUGAACCAAAUAGAAUACUUGGUUUCA
This is a messenger RNA of Penaeus indicus, 1348 nucleotides long. RefSeq names its product fucose-1-phosphate guanylyltransferase-like. The record is from RefSeq and is a predicted model, not a curated record. Gene Ontology annotation, molecular function: transferase activity, transferring phosphorus-containing groups. The transcript is spliced from 2 exons. Bases 4 to 1080 code for a protein of 358 amino acids. NCBI's taxonomy places the organism in Eukaryota, Metazoa, Arthropoda, Malacostraca, Decapoda, Penaeidae.